Messenger RNA from Grammomys surdaster, 222 nucleotides. RefSeq names its product keratin-associated protein 20-2-like. The transcript has a single exon. The coding region runs from base 1 to 222 and encodes 73 amino acids. NCBI's taxonomy places the organism in Eukaryota, Metazoa, Chordata, Mammalia, Rodentia, Muridae. The record is from RefSeq and is a predicted model, not a curated record.
AUGUGUUACUACAGCAGCUACUAUGGAGACCUAGGCUAUGGCUAUGGCUAUGGCUAUGGCUAUGGCUUUGGCUGUGCCUAUGGCUGUGCCUAUGGCUGUGCCUAUGGCUUUGACUAUGGCUGUGCCUAUCGUUGUGGCUAUGGCUGUGGCUAUGAUGGCUAUGGUUAUGGUUGCUGCUGCCCACAGUGCUAUAGAAGACACUGGUCUUAUGGCUUCUAUUGA